AAAGAAAUCAAGCUCAGAGUAGCCGAGAUGAAUGACUGCAUCACAGCUAUUAGAGAGGGAAUAGUGGCAAGAACCUAUCUCUAUCAAGGAAGGGUCAAAAAUCCAUCAUCCUACAGAACUAGGCUGAGAUCUCAAAAAGAUGUUCAAGUGGCAAGUGAAGCGCUUAUGAGACAUGUUCGGUUCUACACUGGAGCUAGACAAUCUUUAUUCAACCUAUAUGACAAAGAGGAUGAAGAAGAUACAAAGGCCCAUAGUGCAAGAAUGGAUUUAUAUCCUGAACUGACAAGUCAAGACCUGAAGGCCAACCCCGUAUUGAUGGAACCAUCUACUUCAGGGCUAAGAAAUGAACAUGGUUCUUGGAUCUGGAGUUUUUCUGGUGGGAUAGAGGAAAGAGCUAGUUUUGUUCAAUCAAUCAAAAAGUCUAUGUGGCUUAGAGCCUAUGAACGAAAAUGCAGAUGGGAAGAGGAGCUCUUGUGGGUGCCUUUCGAGAUGGCAUGCACUGUCAGAUCCCACAAGAAUAAGGCUGAGGAGUGGAAGUCUAGGGCACAGCUUACCAGACUGGAUGAUGAGGGACUUCAUGGACAUCAAGUAUAUGCUUAUGGUCAGGCAGCUACUUGGGAGAAGCUUGCCGAGAAUGCACAUAGAGACUUU
Molecule: messenger RNA, 651 nt
Organism: Epithele typhae
Lineage: Eukaryota; Fungi; Basidiomycota; Agaricomycetes; Polyporales; Epitheliaceae
Exons: 2
Source: RefSeq, a predicted model, not a curated record